This is a messenger RNA of Xyrauchen texanus (razorback sucker), 3023 nucleotides long. Its product is annotated as gastrula zinc finger protein XlCGF8.2DB-like. The record is from RefSeq and is a predicted model, not a curated record. Gene Ontology annotation, molecular function: DNA-binding transcription factor activity, RNA polymerase II-specific; RNA polymerase II cis-regulatory region sequence-specific DNA binding. Lineage: Eukaryota; Metazoa; Chordata; Actinopteri; Cypriniformes; Catostomidae. The transcript has 2 exons. The coding region runs from base 413 to 1528 and encodes 371 amino acids. Gene Ontology annotation, biological process: regulation of transcription by RNA polymerase II.
GCAGAAGCGUGGUGUGUGACGUCACACAUGGAGAAGUACAAAGACAACGAGAAACAUUAGCUUUAAAACAGCACUUUUAACUAAAUGUAGAGCUGACUUCAAGUUCCCACCUUACAUAAUAAUAUAACAUAUUUGGCGAACGUUUGUGAAAUCAAUCAUGUAAAACGCGGUAAAUUAUCUUCUCCGUUGGUAGUUGUACAAUUGCAAAACAACUGCUAGCUAGCAUUGUCGUUGUGUUUCUUUCAUCUUUCAUCAACGCUGGAUUGCAGAGACAGAGAAAUCAAGAUGUAUCCAUGAGAGUUGAGAUUUAGACCAAUACAUUUCAUCACCAUAAACACGUUUCCAGACAUGCAGGAAUAACCUCAGAACUUAUUCUUAUCAUCUGAAAUCUGCGCGACACGUAAUUGUACAGAUGGAGCUUAUUAAAGAAGAGAGAAUGGACAUGAGUGAUCCAAACCCUUACACAGUGAAAAAUGAAGAAACAGAGCUACAAAUAGACCUGCUGGAAGUGAAAGAGGAAAGUCAAGAACUGACAUUGAAGGAGGAGAAAGUUCAGUAUGAGGAACCUCAUUUCAAAACCGAAGAAAAAACUUUGAAUGGCUCAGAGACGGAGAAUGUAUCACAAAAAAGACAUAGAAGAACUGGAGCCCAUGUUUUUUUCACCUGCCUUCAGUGUAAAGAGAGUUUCACAUCUAAAGAACAACUUAUGGGACAUUUUUGGGUUCACUCUGGAGAGAAGCCUUUACAAUGCAAUCAGUGUGAAAAGAGUUUCGUUCAGAAAGAAAGCCUUAAGAAUCACAUGAGAGUUCACACUGGAGAGAAGCCUUUCCAAUGCGAACAGUGUGGAAAGAGUUUCCGUUAUAAAGUAAGCCUUAAGAAUCACAUGAGUGUUCACACUGGAGGGAAGCCUUUCCAAUGUGAUCAGUGUGGAAAGAGUUUCGUUCAAAAAUCAGGCCUUAAGAUUCACACGAGUGUUCACUCUGUAGAGAAGCCUUACAAAUGUGAUCAGUGUGGAAAGAGUUACUUGCAUAAAGAAAACCUUAAUGAGCACAUUAGAAUUCAUACUGGAGAGAGGCCUUUCACGUGCCCUCAGUGUGGAAAGAGUUUCACAAUGAGAGCAAGCUUUCAGAAUCACAUGAGACUUCACACUGGAGAGAAGCCUUUCACAUGCGUUCAAUGUGGAAAGCAUUUUGCACAUAAGGGAAACCUUGAGGCUCACACAAGGAUUCACACUGGAGAGAAGCCUUUCACAUGCCUUCAAUGCGGAAAGGAUUUCAUACAUAAGGGAAACCUUGAGGUUCACACAAGAAUUCACACAGGAGUGAAGCCUUACACAUGCCCUCAGUGUGGGAAGAGUUUCACAUAUCGAGCAAACCUUGUAAGUCAUAUGAAGAUGCAUUCAGGAGAGAAAAUACACAAUUGUUCCAAGUGUGGCAAGAGUUUCACUGAGGGAAGUCUCCAAACUCAACUGAAAAGGCAUGCAAAUGAGAGGCCACAUGUGUGUUCUUAUUGUGGCGACUUAUUGUAGCACCAGAAAAUAUUGUACAUGCCGUGAGAAACCUCAUGUGUGCUUUGAGUGUGGGAAAGCCUUUACUAGAGUCACAUACUUGGAAAAACCUUACAAGUUCUCACAUUGUGGAAUGAGUUUUAUGGUUUUAGAAUUCCUCAAAGCACAUGAGAGAGUGCAUACUGGAGAGAAGCCGUACUCCCGCCCUUUAUGCGGAAAGAGUUUUGGCGAAUUAAGUACUCUUCUAUCUCAUAAAAAAGCAUUGUCCAAAGUUGCCAAAUUGUCGAAAUGACAAAAUUGGUGCAGUUUUUUACGUUAAAGAGUAGCAAUAGUAUUAAUUUUAUGUAAUAGAAUUUUUCAAACAAUGCCUGUAUUGUUGUAUCUCCAUCCAUAUCCUUAACAAGUUAAUCAUAACAUUACUCAUAGCUGAUGAAAGGUGAUGCAUGGAGAAAUGAACAAAAUGAGCUACAAUGAGAUCAAGACAAUAUAUAUAUAUAUAUAUAUAUAUAUAUGGUGUUGAAAGCUGAAAGCCAAAAAUAACAAUUCUGUCUUCAUUUACCCAUUCCAAACCCAAAAAUUUUGUGUAAUAUUCAGAGUUCUCCUUUAAUUAACGUGGCUGAGGCUGUCAAGCUCCAAAAGUGACAAAAAAGCAACAUAAAGGUAGUCCAUAUUUUUUGCACAUUAUUCACUUGUUUAUAGUCAAAAACAUGGGAAAAAACAGCCAGAGCUGAACAAAUAUUAAAAAGUAUAUUAUGUUACUGACCUUGAGUAAUCAUAACAUAAUACGUUACUAAUACAAUUUUACAGUAUUUAUUCGGAAUAUAUUUUAAAACUAACCCUCCCAACCCCUACAUGUAGGGUGUUUCUCAAUCAGAAGGCUGCAGCCUAGUUAGGCUAAAUAUUUUGGCUGCCACGUCAUCAAGCAUUGUCGAAGGUCGUCUCAAUUGUGAGGACCCUUGGAAGGCAGCCUCGUUUCGAAGUGCAUCCUUUACUGCCUUCAAUCACCCACAAUCCCUUUAACAUGAACACUUACUGGACUGUCUCAUUCUAAUGCUGAAUGCUGAGAAAGGACUGGUCUAGGAAGGACACACCCAACUAGGCUGCAGCCUUCUGACUGAGAAGCACCCUUUGUGUGCUAUUCCAAGUGAUCUGAAGCAAAAGCUUUUUGUUAGAAUAGACAAUAGAAAUAGAGCCCAUCAGCCUCAAAGUUCGAUGUGUUGUGCAUUCUGAGAUGCUGUUCUGCUCACUUCAAUUGUACUGAGGGGUUAUCUGAGUUACCGUAGCCUUCCUGUCAGCUCGAACCAGUCUGGCCAUUCUCUGUUGACCUCUCUCAUCAACAAGGCGUUUCCGUCCACAGAACUGCCGCUCACUGGUGUUUUUGUUUUUGGCACCAUUCUGAGAAAAUUCUAGAGACUGUUGUGUGUGAAAAUCCCAGGAGAUCAGCAGUUACAGAAAUACUCAAACCAGCCCAUCUGACACCAACAAUCAUUCCACUGUCCAAAUGACCGAGAUCACA